Molecule: messenger RNA, 777 nt
Organism: Pundamilia nyererei
Lineage: Eukaryota; Metazoa; Chordata; Actinopteri; Cichliformes; Cichlidae
Product: mucolipin-1-like
Exons: 5
Cellular component (GO): plasma membrane; lysosomal membrane
Molecular function (GO): NAADP-sensitive calcium-release channel activity
Source: RefSeq, a predicted model, not a curated record
AGCGGGAAAGACUUCCCUCUCCGGUGACUCGCUACGGCUCCACAGACAGCAGUGGCGAGGAUGACUAUCAAAUUAACAGUCAUGACAACAACUGUAACCACCACCGGUUUGCCACAGCAGCAGGAUGUCACUGGGUCCACGCUGGAGAGGAAGAGGAGGCGAUUUGCAGGAAGCUAAAAUACUUCUUUAUGAGCCCUUGUGAUAAAUAUCAUGCCAAGGGGCGCUAUCCUUUUAAACUGAUCCUGCAGCUAGCCAAAAUUUUUUUUGUCACCGCUCAGUUGGUGCUGUUUGGCCUCAGUAACCAGGUGGUGGUGACCUUUAAGGAGGAGAACACUAUGACCUUCAAGCACAUCUUCCUCAAGGACUACGAUGAGUCCUCAGAUGACUCCUUUGCCGUUUACACACAGCAGGACGUCUACGACCACAUCUUCUACGCCGUGGAUCAGGUGAUAAUCUUUUUUUUUUUAACUGAAAUUUGUAACCGUUUAUCUUUAUUAAAGUGUGUUGGCGUGAACCCCAUGACGAUCCCCCAGGGUCCGCUCACAAGCAACUACAAGAACUUUACACUCAAGUUCCACAAGUUGAUUAAUGUUACCAUAGAGUUCCAGCUGAAGGCGAUAAAUAUCCAGACUAUCAUCAACAACGAGAUCCCAGACUGCUACACCUUUCAUAUAACAAUAGUUCUGGACAACAAGGCUCAUAGUGGCAAGGUGAAGAUCCGGCUAGAUAACCAGGCGUCAAUAAAGGAGUGCAAAGACCCGAGCAUCUCUGGACAAG